CAGUGUUGAGAGAGAGAGAGAGAGAGAGAGAGAGAGAGAGAGAGAAAGAGAGAGAGAGGGGAGAGCAAGAGUAUGUUUCUGUUUCUUUUUCUGAAUGUUGCCUUUCUCAUUCAUGUUUUAGAUAAUUAUGACUGCUGCUCAAAUGUGUUUAUGUAUUACAGUAUGUGUCUUUUUAGUCAUUCACUGCACAGAACUGGUCAGCUUAUGCUGUGUGUAAAUGUACUUUAUAAAUUAAAUUGACUUUACUUACUUACUAAUGUUUAAGAGAUGGUGCAUUGUUGUGCUAUAGUGUGUGUGUGUGUGUGUGUGUGUGUGUGUUCUUACCUUGGUCUGGUGCCAGGCCUCAGCUUCCUUGCGGCUGCGUACGGAAAUGGCCUCAUACUGCUCCUUCACGUCAGACACGACCUGCUGCAUGUCCAGUUCCCGUGAGUUGUCCAUCUCAACGAUCACUGAGAUGUCCUGCAACUCUGCCUGCAUUUCACUGAUCUCCUGACCACAGGGGGCGCCAACAGAGAGAACAUACACCUGAAUAGUGGGGUCGAUAUCCAAGUUCAGGGGCGUCAGCAGGCUCUGGUUGACGGACACAGCCGUGAUGGGCAUGCCCACGUGGAAGCCCCGCGCCGGGUAAGCCGUCCCCAGCACGCCAGCUCCGAAACCGAGGCCAGAGCCAGACCCCACCGAGCGACUGCUGAAGCUCUGGGCGCUGCCACUGAAGCGUUUACGCCGCACACUCAUGGCUGAGGCUAGAGACGAGCACGGAGAGAGAGAGAGACAGAGAGGCAAGUCUGUCUGUUUCCUCUGACAAGGAAUUCUUAUGGGGAAGCGCCUCUUAUAAAAUGUCUGACGUCACCUCUGUUCCAUCUUCACUCAAAGUCAUGAAGAUUGCUGCUUUCAAUGUUCAGCGAUUUGGAGUUAAAAAAGUGUCCGACCCAGAAGUCUUGUCUACACUUGUGAGGAUUGUGUCUCGGUAUGACAUCAUCCUGAUUUUGGAGGUGACGGAUGUGACCGGGGAUUCUGUGGAGAUCUUUCUGAAUGAGCUGAAUAGGGUAAACACAGAGCACCACUACACUCUCAAGCUUAGUACCCGCCUGGGCAGGACACGAUACAAGGAGCAGUUCCUCUUCCUCUAUCGGGAUGACUUGGUGGAUUUGGUGGGGUCAUACCAGUACGAGGACACCCAGGAGGGAGACCACGAUGCUUUUGCCCGGGAGCCUUAUAUACUGCGCUUUACAUCGUUUCACACAGUUUUGAAGGACUUGGUUCUAAUUCCGGUCCACACUAAGCCAGACGAUUCGCUCAAAGAGCUGGAUGAACUCUACGAGGUGUUCUUGGCUGUCCGAAAGAAGUGGAACACAGACAAUGUCAUGAUUUUAGGGGACUUCAAUGCGGAUGGAAGUUAUGUGUCUGACAAAGACUUCCACAACAUUCGCAUCAGGAGUGAUAAGAACUUCCAUUGGCUGAUUGGAGAUGAUGUGGACACCACUGCCAACACAGGAAAUGCGCACACAUAUGACAGGAUUGUGGUGUAUGGGCAGGACAUGCUGGACUCUGUGGUGCCUGGCUCUGCUCGUCCAUUCAACUUCCACACUGCAUUCGACCUGACAGAGAGAAUGGCGCUGAGAGUGAGCGAUCAUUACCCUGUUGAGGUGGUGUUGCGCUGUGAUAAGAGCUGUCGUGGACACGACAUUGGAUGGAAUGUCUUCCCCAGAAGCUUAGAGCCAGGCUUUGAUGUUCUCCAGCCACGAGGAGCCCAAGGCCCAGUUGGUGCCCCGGAACUAAUUCCUGAAAGCGAACUGCCACCCCUGGAGCCACAAGGCCCUAUGUCCAGGAGCAACCAACCAUCUCGUGGCGCAGCCUUUGGAGGCAACCAGUCACCAUAUCCAAGCAUGAGGAGUGACCUGCAACCAGGCCCGCGUCCUUACAGUCCCGCUAUACAGGGUGGCCAUACGCUGUAUGGUCCAAACACAUGGAGCAACCAGCCAGACAUUAGUACACCAAGACAAGGUGUCUCUGAAGUACUACCAUUUCAAGGCGCUCCUGUGGUGAUCUUCCCCCCGGUAGUGGAGCACCUGAUGGUGGAGGUACUGGGGCUGCAGAGGGACAAUCUGCACCUGGAGCGAGAGAAGCUCGGCCUGGAGAUCCAGGUGCUGAGACGCAACCUGGCCAGAGCUGACAGAGAGUGACACCCAGCUGUGGGGCUCUUGAGAACGCAGCUAUUGUUAGAUUAGCAUGUAAAAGACAGACACAAAGAAUCCUGUGAGAAGCUGGGUGUGAAUACUCUACUGUGAGGAUGUUGAUGUGUGUGUGUAUGUGUCCGUGUGUAUGUGUCCAUGUGUGUUCAAUAUCAAUAGUUUACCGUUUCAAUGUUAAUGCUUUGUAUUUCUUUCAAGGUCAAGUUCUGGAAAAUCAUAAAAGCUCAUUAUACACAGUGGACAUGUGAUUUCCAUGUUAAGCAUAAAAUUACUUAAUCUAAUUUAAAUAAGCAAUGGCAACAGACCACCAACUGAUUAACUGGAAAAUAAUCAUAAUUUAUUAAUUUCGCAGACACUGCUGUUUAAAAUGACGUACAUGUCAACUAUAUUACAAAGGGAGGAAUUUGGGAUUAAGUGCCUUGCUAAAAGGCACAACAAUGGAAGUCAGGAAUUAAUCCUAACUUUCAGUGUAUUCACAUGCUAGCCCAGCUCCUUAACCAAAACACUAUCAUCCACAGCUUUGUAAGGCAACUUUGUCUUAUUUACUGCUAAGCUAAGCUUAAAUUAAAGAUGUUAAAUGUGUUUGUAUAGCUAAUUUAUAUUGAAUAGUGGACUUGUAGGCCUAUGCUUUUUAUAUAGGCUAGUUUUUGCAUUUUGUAUAAUAUUUUCUAAGAAUAGUUGCAUAUUGUAAAUUUAGCUCUACUGGAACGAGAGUUUGAGCUGUAAAGGUAAAACAUAACAUUUGUUAAAAAUUUGUUUAAUUUUCUACAGCACUUCGGUCAGUGAAAGCUGUGUUUAGAUGUGCUUUAGAUUUACUUACUUAGGCUACUGAAGCUUAUUGAGUUAUUGUCCAUAAUUUUCUUUCAAACUGUAAACUAGAGUGAUACAAACCUAUUUUUGUGAAUAAACAGCAAAAAAUGCAA
Molecule: messenger RNA, 3115 nt
Organism: Sardina pilchardus (European sardine)
Lineage: Eukaryota; Metazoa; Chordata; Actinopteri; Clupeiformes; Clupeidae
Product: deoxyribonuclease-1-like
Exons: 12
Coding region: 837-2183 (448 amino acids)
Biological process (GO): DNA catabolic process
Cellular component (GO): nucleus
Molecular function (GO): DNA binding; deoxyribonuclease I activity
Source: RefSeq, a predicted model, not a curated record